AUAACUGUAAUCGUAAAUACAAGAAAAUGAAGUUCUUAUAACCAUAUUUUAGAUGGAUUUAUAUACUUUGUAUAUGAAAGCUGCUUGGUCUGCUCUUUAGUUAUUUAUGGUUGAAAAAAAUUCUAGGUAACAUGGCCGGAUUAAAGAAAAGUCUGAAUAUUAUUAAUAAAUAGGUCAUGUACAUUUAAACCAAUCAGUUUCUUUAGAACCCUAUAUAUAUAAAGUUUACAAUAUCAAAGACCCUGGGACGACUGGUGGGUUAUUAUUUAUAUCUGUUUAAUAUCUUAAUGGAAGCCUUUGUUUAUCAUUUUCAACAAUCUAAAUGCAAAAUGUAUCCUUUUAAAUUUUGACCUUGCAAGGAGGCAUAUGUGUUGUUUGUUUGAAUUUGAAUUACAACUCUUCUCCUGUAUUUCAGUUUGUUUAAAAGAAAUGAAUCAACAAGAACUACACAAGAAAAUCAAGGAGUACUUUUAUAAGGGUUUCAACAGCAGACUUAUCCAUUACCUAAUCCAGAGAAACAAUAAUUAUGAUAUAAGUUAUAAUUGCCUAGUUAGAAAACUACUCCCUAGACUUGGUUUGAAAAGGAGGCUUGCGGAUAUUGAUAUAGAUGAAGUAUUUGAAAAGUCACAGAUAGAGAUACAAAAUGGUUGUGCAGGUUCAGAGAACCUAAGAAGAACUCUGAAAAUGAAAUACCAUUUUAAUGUAACCAGAUCCAUUUCAAGAGAAAUAGUAAAAAUUUUGGAUGAAGAUGGAGUCAGAAGAAGGAAACAAAGAAGACUAAGACGAAGGCAGUAUUUCAGCAGGGGUCCAAACUUUGUAUGGCACUUGGAUGGAUAUGAUAAGCUUAAGCCAUUUGGAAUAAGCAUUCAUGGGUGCAUCGAUGGGUUUUCUCGAAGAGUGAUAUGGUUGGAGGCAGAUAUAACCAAUAAACGGCCAGAGGUUGUAGCUGAAUAUUAUCUUAGUGCUGUGCAAUUGCUAAAAGGCUGUCCUCAGAAAAUCCGUGCUGAUCCCGGAACAGAAAAUGGAAUCAUUGCCACAUUUCAUUCCUGUUUGAAAGAAAAUUGCAGUUCGGUUACUUUGGGAACAUCUACAGCAAAUCAGAGGAUUGAGAGGUUCUGGGGUCUUUUGAGACAAAUGAGGGCAGAUUUUUGGAUACAUCAUUUCAAGGAUUUGGUGUAUGAAGAUUUGCUGGUGCUAGGAAAUCCUAUACACAGACUCUGCAUUCAGUAUGUUUACCUCCCACUAAUAAAGAAAGACUUAAAGGAAAUAAUGGAGCAAUGGAAUAACCAUUUGAUUCGGCGACAGAAAUUAGGAGAUACAGUACAAGGCAUUCCAGAUGUGUUGUUUAAAAAUCCAGAGAUUGUUGGUGCUUCACAGUACAUACAUUCAGUUCCUCACAAUACAGUGGCUCGUUUACAGGGACUUGUGUCAAACAACUUCAAACAAAUUGAUGAAGAUUUUGCACAUGUGGCAACAUUAAUUUUGCACCAGCAUGGUCUGCCUCUGCCAGAUGCCCUGGGAGACUGGACCUCUGCUCGUCAACUCUACAUAUUUCUGCAGGAGAGCAUCACACAUUUAAUGAAUCUUAUAUAAUAACGACUUAAUAAGUAAAAGGUGUAAUCACUCAUGGGUGUCAGAUGAUGUUGCUUGUAUUUUCAGCUGAAUUGUAUUAACCAGCUUUACAGUCUUAAAUUUUUAACAAAUCAGAUACAUUUACAUGUAUAUGUACAUGCACGUAUCUACAUUAUUUAGUUUUUAUACCUCUGCUUCAGAAACUGUUUUACCCGUGUGUCCGUCUGUUCGUUCGUACAUGUAAAAACUCACUGUCACAUUUUUUUUCAGCGACUUUUAAAUGCAGAUGCUUCAAAUUGAACACACUCUUUUUUUAGGCAUGCCAUUUUAUUUUCAUACCAAUGGGAUGUCAUCUUCAUUCCUGUUAAAUGAUUUUUUUUUUAGCCCAAGUUUUUAAAUAAAUUUUAGUUAAAGAUUUAAUUCUCAGCAACUGUUAAUCGUAGAUGCUUGAAAUUUUAAAACUCUCUUUGUUUAGACAUGUCAUAUGGUGGAAUGUUUUCGUACCAAUUGGACAUCAACUUCUUGUCAAAUGACCUGUGCUUUUGUUCAUUUUUAGAUUAAAUUUUGAAAUUAUAUUUUUUCAGCAACUAUAAAUUGCAGAUGCUGGAAAGUUUUACUUCUAUUAGUUGAAGAAGGCAAUAUAGUUGGAUUCAUUUUUUCAAAAUUCUCAGUCAACCUCCAGUUAAAUGCUUAUUUUGUAUAUUCACAUCAGUGCAGGGGUAUCACUUGUGAGCAUUGGCUCAUAGAUAUCUUAUAUGUAUGCGUUUUUAAUGGGGAGGGGGAUUGAGAUAUUAUACACCAGCCAUAAAGUUUACCUAUAAUACAUGUAAGCUCUCUCUUUGUAAUGUUAUCAUGGAAUCCCAUUAUGUAAUGAUUAUGUCAAAUGCAUUACAUGUAUUGUGAAAUAAAUUAUAUAAAAGUAAAA
Molecule: messenger RNA, 2497 nt
Organism: Magallana angulata
Lineage: Eukaryota; Metazoa; Mollusca; Bivalvia; Ostreida; Ostreidae
Exons: 13
Coding region: 367-1593 (408 amino acids)
Molecular function (GO): nucleic acid binding
Source: RefSeq, a predicted model, not a curated record